GUCAAAGAACGCACAGCUGCAUUCGCGGGUGGGUCACAAAGCCGUACGCGCGUUUCGUAUCACGCGCAGCUGACCGUUAAAUAGGCCGAUAAUUAUGUGUUAAAAUUUCUCAAAAAUGUCGAAUAUACCGCUAGUACGCCGCGCUAUUGCAGGUGCCUCCCUGGCCCAUACACCAGUGGACAAUAAUUUAGUGAACCAAGUUCAGGAAGAUCAGUGGACUCCAGCUGCUUUGGAGAGAGCUGGGUCUACACUUAAGGCUCUGAACCGUAUGGCUAAAAGACCACCGGUACAUAUACUCUUCGAAGAUGUUUGUUAUACUGUCAGUUCAAAAAAAGGAGAACGCCGUAUUCUACACAGCGUUUCUGGUGAAUUUCGUUCGGGCGAACUAACGUGUAUUCUGGGACCUUCCGGCGCUGGGAAGUCCACUUUACUGAACAUCCUCGCUGGUUACACAUCAAAUGGAGUCAACGGAAGAAUUUCAGUAAAUGGACAAGCGAGAGAUAUGAGGGUUUUCAAAAAACUCAGUAGCUAUAUCAUGCAGGAUGAUCUUCUUCAACCAAGACUAACAGUUGGUGAGUCCAUGAAAAUCGCAGCGGACUUGAAACUGGGUAAGGAGUUGGGUGAUGCUGAAAAGGAAUUAAUCGUAGAAGAAAUCCUCCAAACGAUUGGUUUGUGGCAACACCGGGAUACGAUGUCACAGCAUCUUUCCGGGGGACAAUCUAAAAGGCUGUCAGUCGCCUUGGAGUUGGUGAAUAAUCCUCCUAUUAUGUUCCUGGACGAGCCAACCACAGGUCUAGACGUCGUGUCUAUACGUCAGCUGGUGGUACUAUUACGUCUGCUCUCUCGCCAGGGCCGAACUAUUAUCUGCACAGUACAUCAACCUUCAGCGUCUCUAUUCUCUCUUUUUGAUAGAGUUUAUGUAUUGUCAAGAGGACUUUGUUGCUACCAGGGUGCAUCUCCACUCCUAGUACCUUUCCUGGCUGAGAUUGGCCAUAUUUGUCCUGUGACCCACAAUCCCGCCGAUUUCGUACUUGAAACUCUUGUCAGCACCGCUGAAGCGCCAGCACAAAUGUCAGAAUUGUGUCAAAACGGAAAGCUCUGCCGACAGCUAGACAAAAUGAAAUCUAAAGGAGGACGCAAACCGGUUUUACAUUCAGACGAGUCAAUACAAAGGAUUUUUGUGGAGCACGUCGCCAAAGAACAGCUACUCAGAAUGGAAUUUGCGACAACGUUUUUGAGUCAGUUCUGGAUAUUGCUAAAACGAAUGAUGUUACAGACUAAACGCAAUUCCACAGCUUUAUGGAUCCAGUUAAUUCACCAUAUUCUGGCAGCCGUGUUACUUGGUGGCAUCUUCUAUCAGAUCGGCAACGAUGGCACCACGCCUAUCGCAAAUUUCAAGUUUUGUAUCAGCUGCCUUGUGUUCUUCAUGUAUACUUAUGUCAUGAUACCUGUACUGCUUUUUCCUAUGGAAAUGCGUAUGCUACGACGUGAAUACUUCAAUCGAUGGUAUAGUUUAAAGGCUUAUUAUGCGGCCCUUACUAUAUCAUCUGUACCAGUUAUGAUGAGCCUAGGCAUGCUGUUUAUAGUAAUAAGCUACGUGAUGUCUGGUCAACUUAUGGAGUUAGACCGCUUCGUGUUGUUCUCUAUAGUGGGUCUUCUAACUGGAUUCUGCUCCGAAGGUUUGGGCCUCUUAGUGGGAUCAACGUUUAGUGUAACGAACGGUUCCAUAGUGGGCCCGGCAACACUAGCGCCACUCUUAGCUCUCUGCUGCUACGGCAUGGGUUUCGGCCAAUUUAUUGAACCAUUUAUGAAAAUUCUUAUGUCAGUGUCCUACUUACGAUACGCACUUUCUGGUCUCUGCUUGGCAAUUUACAACAAACGACCUAAUAUGGAUUGCGAUGAUAUCUUCUGUGUCUAUUCCGAUCCAAGGUUAUUGUUGCGAGAUGUAGGAAUAAUGAAUGACAAUUAUAUCAUACAAAUAAUCGCUCUCGUAAUUUUUACGGCUUUACAUAGAAUCAUCGCAUACUUUGCGUUACGUUACCGCCUCACUGCAGAGUUUACAAGCAAGUUCAUGACAUACAUCAGCAAAUUUUUGAAACACAGAUAGGUCAUAAAUUGAUUAAGUACUCUUUAUCAACCAUAGACACGGUUUUGUCUAUUUAUAGAAGUAAAAAAUAUUGUAUAUUAUGGUAGUUGUCUCACAAUAGGCGCUGGUUGUCUAUUAUCGCUGCUUAUUAUCGCCCAGUUUCUGAAAUGAUUAUUAAGGUAAAGAUUUGCAAUACUUAAGUUCUCCUCCUUCUUAAGUUUCUAAAACUUUUAGCAUUCAUUAUAUACGUUUACGAUAUUUAAAUGAUUCUCACAGUAAUAAAACCCUUAAAACUAUUUGACCAGUUUCAAUCUCAUUUAUUAAGUUUCUGCAUCUCGAGUUGAAUAAUGUUAAUGAUCAUAAC
This is a messenger RNA of Pieris rapae (cabbage white), 2450 nucleotides long. Its product is annotated as ATP-binding cassette sub-family G member 1-like. Gene Ontology annotation, cellular component: plasma membrane. The transcript has 11 exons. Gene Ontology annotation, molecular function: ABC-type transporter activity; ATP binding; ATP hydrolysis activity. The record is from RefSeq and is a predicted model, not a curated record. NCBI's taxonomy places the organism in Eukaryota, Metazoa, Arthropoda, Insecta, Lepidoptera, Pieridae. The coding region runs from base 116 to 2107 and encodes 663 amino acids.